UCUUUUUUUUUUUAAAUUAUCUCAUGCUUCCUAUAGUAUACACAACUUCCUACAUCAAUUAUCCAUAACUCAAUCUUUAAUAACUUUAUCCAAUUCCAACUUAAUACUAUAAUAUGAUUCCAACAAAAAUUAUGUGUGAUUAAACGUGUCAAUUCCCUGAGAUUAUUUUGAAUGAAGAAGUUUCAGAAAAUACUGAUUCAAAUCACUAAAUUUAUUCUAAAGAAACCUUAGUAUUGCAAGAACUUAUUCUACUCUUAAAAUAUUUAUCAAAGAAUAUUUCCUUACUUAAAGAUAAGGCUUUUGAAAAUUUUGCAAGUUAGAAUUUGAAAGUAUAUCAUAUAUAUAUCAAAAUAGAAUCUAAUAUCAUAAAAUUGUGACAUACCUAAUAUUUUAAAGAAGAGAUAUAUAUAAGUUAAUAAAACUAAAGAAGAAAUGACAAAAUUCAUUAUUAGAAGAUGUUUUCAAUUUAUUAAAACAGAAAUCAAUUAUUAAGAAAAAGAUAAUCUUGGAGCUGAAGAAAGAGACAAACUUUUUUAUCAUACAUUCUUUUCUAGUGAUAAUGAAUUUAUGAAAACACUUGACAAUGAUACCAUUGAUGAUCUCAUACCUUUUAGAAAAGAAUCAAAACUUAAAACUAUUAAUGAUGCUUAUCUAAAAUAACUUUUCAGAUCAUCCAAAUUUUCUGCUUAUUAUUACAAAUUUUUAAGUAAAAAUAAUUCAUUUAAUUUCAUAGCUUAAUUUUCAACUAUUUAUUAAAUUGAAAAUGAAGAGAAAAUUCAAAAAAUGGCAAAAUAAAUUUUAUAAAUAAUCUUUACAAGAGAUUAUGAUGUAAAAUAUUUCUUAUUUAUUUUUAGAAAAUCAAGGUUUAUAGAAGAUUUCCUUGGAAAGAUCAUGAAUUCCUUAAGUGUGAAAAUAGAGCAUAAGAAAUCUAUUCUAAAUAUCAUCCUUAAAAAAUAAGUAUUUAAAUAAAAUUAUUGAUUUUAGAAAAUGAAAAGAAAUUUUUGAAAAAGGAAUCAAUUAAAUUAGAAAAAAUUGAACUAUCUGAAUCUAUAUCAUGAACAUUAUAAAAAUAAAACCAU
Messenger RNA from Paramecium sonneborni, 1079 nucleotides. NCBI's taxonomy places the organism in Eukaryota, Ciliophora, Oligohymenophorea, Peniculida, Parameciidae. The record is from the annotation of a GenBank genome assembly.